Molecule: messenger RNA, 615 nt
Organism: Serpula lacrymans var. lacrymans S7.9
Lineage: Eukaryota; Fungi; Basidiomycota; Agaricomycetes; Boletales; Serpulaceae
Exons: 1
Source: RefSeq, a predicted model, not a curated record
ACCACCGUAGUGAGCAGCCGACCUCAAAAUACCGGCCGGAGGAAAAUACUCCACCUAAAGUGGGUGAUGAGCUCAAUGUUGGUUCUUCUGCGGGCAUAUUACAGGCCGAAGCUCCAAUGCCUUUAGACGGAGACUCAACCAUAAGCAUGCUUGACGCGAGAUCUAAUAACGAGACCCCAUCUGAAUCUAUUGACGCACCUCGCAAUCAACCGAACGGGACUGCCCGUGCACCUCGUAAUCGCACACUUGCACAAUCAGUGCAAGCACAUCUUUCUCACAAUUCUUCAAACCUUCGAUCCAGUGCCUUGCGCCGCAGACCCUCGGGCAACGACCGCAUUUCUACGGAUCCUACCUCUCAAAGUGACAGACAGGAGCCGUUGUCGUGUUCCCUAAACCCUGGCGCAAAUGACAGACCCUCGUUGCUUACGCGGUUAUCAGACCAUGGCCAGGCGUCUGGACCACAACGCGACUCACACUCACACGAGUCUCAUGACCUCACCACUAUAACUGCCGCGGUUCAAACCUUUACAGAUCCUUCGUUAUUGCCACACUCCAAUGUCGACGAUGUAGAGAACAAAAGAAAACUAACCGCUCCGGAAAUUAUGGCCCGCACGC